Pelobates cultripes (western spadefoot toad) is the source of this 617-nucleotide messenger RNA. The record is from the annotation of a GenBank genome assembly. Lineage: Eukaryota; Metazoa; Chordata; Amphibia; Anura; Pelobatidae.
AUGACACUUACAAACACAGAGGGUAAGUCCCAUGGCGACUAAUUACCCACUUUUAUACGAUAACGACUUCAAACAUAAACUUGAGACUGAGAUAAGCACUUACUUCUAACUUAACAAUCAACCUGAAAUAUCGCCCGCCACAACUUCGCAGGGCCCAUAAAGUAGUUAUUAGAGGUCAGCUCAUUAGCAGAGCGUCUUUUCUUAAUCGCACCACCCAGAAACUACACCUUACACCUUACAAACUACGUGACCUCAACACGGCCCAGUUUUUGCACCCUAACACGGCCCUUAGCAUAGAAAUUGAACAAAUUACGAAUCAACUAAAUGACCUUCUACUUCAACAGAUAGCACUCACUCCUCAAACACUUAAAUUAAGACACUACACACAAGAAAAUAGAGCUGGCAAAAAACUGGCAUCACUACUUAGACAUCAACAAACACAAUCAAAGAUCCAAUAUUUAAUUACCAACACCGGACGAAAAAUAUACAGCCCCUUAGAUAUAAACGCAGAAACAGCGGCCUACUACCAAGACCUCUACAACUUAAAAGAUGACCCGCAAACAAAUCAACCAACACAGGAUGAAAUCCGCAAAUUCCUAUCGCAGAUACAUCUAUAA